This is a messenger RNA of Ailuropoda melanoleuca (giant panda), 787 nucleotides long. It is a transcript of the gene NUDT15, whose product is annotated as nudix hydrolase 15. Gene Ontology annotation, biological process: dGTP catabolic process. Gene Ontology annotation, molecular function: 8-oxo-7,8-dihydrodeoxyguanosine triphosphate pyrophosphatase activity. The record is from RefSeq and is a predicted model, not a curated record. The coding region runs from base 46 to 561 and encodes 171 amino acids. Gene Ontology annotation, cellular component: cytosol. Lineage: Eukaryota; Metazoa; Chordata; Mammalia; Carnivora; Ursidae. The transcript is spliced from 3 exons.
ACUUCCCCUGGCCUCCGCCGCAGCCUCCGCCGCGUCCUCCGCGCUAUGACGGCCCACCCGGAGCCUCACCCGAGGCGUCCUGGAAUCGGCGUAGCAGUAGCAGUGACUAGCAGCCGGCAUCCCCGUUGUGUCCUCCUGGGCAAGAGGAAAGGGCUGCUUGGAGGCGGCACUUUUCAACUUCCUGGGGGCCAUUUGGAGUUCGGUGAAACAUGGGAAGAAUGUGCCCAAAGGGAAACCUGGGAAGAAACAGCUCUUCACCUGAAAAAUGUUCGCUUUGCCUCAGUUACAAAUUCCUUUGUUGAGAAAGAAAAUUACCAUUAUGUGACCAUACUAAUGAAAGGAGAGGUGGAUAUGACUCAUAACCCAGAACCAAAGAACACAGAGCCUGAAAAAAAUGAAGGCUGGGAGUGGGUUCCCUGGGAAGAAUUUCCUCCACUGGACCAACUUUUCUGGGCACUGCGUUGUUUAAAGGAACAAGGCUACAAUCCAUUUAAAGAAGAUUUUGAUCAUCUGGCAGGAUACAAAGGAUAUCAUCCAUGGGGGAAGAAGAAAAUAACCUGAUUUAUUUUAAGAAGACAAAAUAAGGCCCUGUUAGAGAAUGAAAAAUAUCUACAUUUCAGGACAAUUCCAUUUUAUCUAAAAAGUUCCCUAUGAUUGUCGGUUUAUUUGCUGUCUCUUAAUAUACCCACCACCCUCUCAGCCAGUACUUGGGAAAAAUUUUCUGGCAUUAUGUCAUGAAUUGCACUGCAGACUCACUGUGAUAAAUGGUGAUAUUGUGGUAAUUCUG